UUAUCUCACUCUAUUAACGUCAACCUCAACUGCCAAUAAGCAAUAAAAUUCUGUCAUUGUGCUAGUACUUCUACGAUUUCCGAUUCGUCCUUUAAACUCUGAGAAGACAUUCAUUUUUAGCAAAAUUUCCAGUGUUUCCACUUCUGACACAUCAUUUCUCAUCGGCGAAGUCAAAAAAACUCCGAUAAAUUAAAGAAUGGCAGCCCCAAUUGUUAUUGCCGCAACCGCUAAACACACAGCCACGUUAAUUUUUUUACACGGUUUAGGGGACACAGGCCAAGGCUGGGCCAGUGCUAUGGCUGCUCUCAGACCACCCCAUGUGAAGGUUAUUUGCCCCACGGCCCCCACCAUGCCAGUGACUCUAAAUGCGGGUUUUCGGAUGCCUAGCUGGUUUGAUUUGAGGACUCUUGAUGCCUCAGGACCUGAGGACGAGGAAGGAAUUAAACAGGCCGCAAAGCAGGUGCAUUCUAUGAUAGAUAAUGAAAUUAAGGACGGUAUUCCAGCUGAUAGGAUAGUUGUGGGGGGUUUCUCCCAAGGGGGAGCACUAGCACUUUAUUCCGCUCUUGUGUACCCCCAACAAUUGGCUGGAGUUGUCUCUCUAUCUGGUUGGUUACCUUUGCAUAAGAGUUUUCCGAGUUCUAUGAAAACUACAAAAGAUUUAUCUAUUUUGCAGUGCCAUGGAGAUUGCGAUCCCGUUGUCCCCUUCAAGUGGGGCCAAAUGACCGCAUCUGUUCUUAAAACUUUACUUAAAGAACCUGAGUUUAAGUCAUACCGAGGACUUAUGCAUACGUCUUCAGAUGAAGAACUGCGGGAUAUAAAAGACUUUAUUGACAAGCAUCUUCCUCCACACUAAUUAUCAUGCUAUUUAUUUAUCAAUUUCGUUUAUUGUAUAUAAUUUAUCCAUUUGAUGGAACAUUCCUGUUAAUUAUCAAAAAACAGUUCUGUUGUAAAUAAAAAUAUCUGUCUUUAGUGUAUUAGUUGGAAAUGUUUGGACAAUUCAAUCUAUUGUAAUUAAACUUUAGGUAAUUGCACUUUGUUAGAUUUUGUACUCCAAAUCUAGAACUUCCACAUUGUUCGCAUUUUAACUGUUGCGACUAUUUAAAGUAUUAGGUCGCUGAAAGUUUUCUUGAAUAGUUAUAAGAAACAUUUUAUAACUUUUUAAUCUUCAUGGAGUACAAAAUGAGAACUCGAAACCUCCUCUAGAUUCUGUUGUAAUAACUUUCUGUUUAUGGAGAAAUAAAUAUACAUGAUUUACGUGAAAUAAUUAUGAAUAUUGUGUAAUAACGUAAGGAAAUCUACAAAAAAUUGUAUACCAAACUUCACAUAAAUACAAUAUUUAAAAAAACGUUUGAGCAUAAAUUAGCAACAAAAAGUAAAACAUUUAUUAAUCGCACUUAAAUAUGAACGAUAAUGUUCAAUUCUCAAGGAAAAUGUGGCAAAAUAA
Tribolium madens (black flour beetle) is the source of this 1444-nucleotide messenger RNA. RefSeq names its product acyl-protein thioesterase 1 (gene Apt1). Gene Ontology annotation, biological process: protein depalmitoylation. The record is from RefSeq and is a predicted model, not a curated record. The transcript is spliced from 5 exons. Gene Ontology annotation, cellular component: cytoplasm. Gene Ontology annotation, molecular function: carboxylic ester hydrolase activity; palmitoyl-(protein) hydrolase activity. NCBI's taxonomy places the organism in Eukaryota, Metazoa, Arthropoda, Insecta, Coleoptera, Tenebrionidae. The coding region runs from base 197 to 853 and encodes 218 amino acids.